Molecule: messenger RNA, 2790 nt
Organism: Scheffersomyces coipomensis
Lineage: Eukaryota; Fungi; Ascomycota; Pichiomycetes; Serinales; Debaryomycetaceae
Product: chromatin-binding protein
Exons: 1
Coding region: 1-2790 (929 amino acids)
Biological process (GO): mitotic cell cycle; DNA repair; DNA-templated DNA replication
Cellular component (GO): nuclear replication fork
Molecular function (GO): protein binding; chromatin binding
Source: RefSeq, a predicted model, not a curated record
AUGGCUCCAAUUCAAGAAAGAAUAGCUGCCUUUCCAGAUGGUAAUUCCCUUAUUUCGAUUCAAAAAUCUCGAUUAAUUGUCGGUAAUAGUGAAGGAUUGAUUAAGAUUUAUGAUUUAGAUCAAUUGGAUUUAGAACCAAAAUCAAUUGAUAUUGAUAAUAAUAUCACUAGUUUAGUUCAAUCUCAGGAUUUAUUAUUUAUUUCUAAUACAAAUGGACAAUUCCAAGUGAUUGAUUUGAAAAAUUAUCUUGAUCAUUCGAUUGAUAUUGUUGUUAAAACCAUUUAUCGAUCUGAAUUACCAUUACGUUCAAUUCAACUGAUUCCAACUUUGAAUCAAGUUGUCGUUGGUGGUGAUGAUCGGAAAUUGGUGUUUUUAGAUACUUCCAGUUCUGAAUUUAAAGCAAUAAAGACUCUUGACUUGAAUGAUCUGAUUGUUGAUUUAAGUUUAGGAUUGAAUAAUUCUUUAAUUAUAUCCUUAUCAAAUGGUGAAGUUAAAUUUUAUGAUGUGGAUGGAUUUGGUGAUGAUGAUGAUUUUACCUUUAAAAAAUCAGAUAUGAUCACUACGAAAAUCUUAACUUCAUUAGAUACUAUUGAUUAUAAAAAUGAUCAUCAAGAUGAAUUGGUGGCUACAAAGAUUCAUGCUCUUAAGAAUGGUAAUUUCUUAAUUCCUGCCAAUGAUGGUCCAUCAUCAAUAAAGUUGUAUUCAUCAACCUAUCAAGAAAUCACAGAAAUCAAAGAUAUAGAAUCAUCAGGAUCAAUUAGAUCAACUCAUAUAAAUGAUCAAGAAUCUUUAAUAGCAGUAUUAUAUUCUGAUGAUACAGUUAAGAUUUUUAAUUUAAUCAAUUAUAAACUUGAACAUAGAUUUCCAAUAAGUCUCAAUGACAAUAAUAUAGCCAUUAAUUUACAAUGGUUUAAAUAUGAUUUAUAUUUUGGAACUACUAAUGGUGAAAUCAUUUAUUUUAAACAAGUUGGAAAAGAAAUAACCACCACCACUUCUACAACUACUACUUCCACUGAAGCUAUUAUUUCUGCAGCUAGUGGAUUAUUCAUAGAUGAUGCGACUGAAGAUACAGAUGAAGAAGAAUAUGAAAAGAUUGCCAAAAGAGAUCGUUCAAAAGUUCAAGAGGAAGAUUCCAUGAUUAUAGAUCAAGAUGAUGAUAUUAAUGAUAAUGACGAUGAAGGAUUAUUUGGGGAUGAUCUUGAUGGUGAUAAUUAUGGUGAUAAUAAACGAUUUAAAUCAUCAAAGAAAUAUACCAAUGGUGGUAGUUCUACCUCAUCAUCAUAUUUUACCUCCCAUACUGAAGUGGAAGAAUUCCAACCAUAUUCUCCCGGUUCAACUCCUUGGAUUCAAGAUUCCAAAUCUGAUAAUUCAGGAUCAGUUGAAAGACGAUACCUUGGUAUUAAUACUGUGGGGCACGUUUGGGCUGUACGUAAUUCAGGAUAUGAUCAACAACAACAACAUUUAACUAUCUCAUUUUAUGAUCGAUCGAUACAGAAGGAUUAUCAUUUCACUGAUCAUUUUAAAUUUGAUUUAUGUUCUUUCAAUAAUCGUGGAUUAUUAUUAGGUUAUUCAGGUAUAAAUGAAAAGAAAAAUAAUGAUCAUGGAGGAAAGAUUUAUUAUAGACAUCAUGAUAGUGAAACUGAUUCUUGGGAAAAGACCAUUCCACUUUUAAAAGAUGAAAUUAUAACUGGGGUUUGCCUUUCUAAUACCAGUUCUCAAUCAUCAUCAAUAAUAACGGUUGGGACUUCAUUAGGAUACCUUCGAUUCUUUAAUUUAUAUGGGGUUUGUAUUAAUGUAUUGAAAGUCCAACCUAUUUAUGCCUUAAUCUCAUCAUCUACAUCAAAUCUUUUCACGGUGAAUCAAAUUGCUAAUAAUAUUUAUACUUUCUCAUUGAUUGAUAUUAAUCAAGAUUAUAACUUCAUUCAACAAGAUGUAUUAUUACCAAUCAAGAGGAAAUCGAAUGAAAAAUUAUUACUUAAGGGACUUUUCUUUAAUGAAUAUAAUGAUCCAUGUAUAAUCUCCAAUCAAGAUGAUACGUUAUUAAUCUUACAAACAUGGAGAGAUUCGAAUAAUUCGAAAUGGAUUCCAAUAUUGAAUUGUAAUAAUGUUAUCACUGAAUAUGGUAGUAAUCCAAAUAAAAAGAAUUGGAAAUGUUGGCCAUUAGGAUUAUAUAAUGAUCAAUUGAAUUGUUUAAUCUUGAAGAAUAAUAAUCCAUAUCCUGGUUUCCCCUUACCAUUACCGGUUGAAUUAAAAAUCAGAUUACCUAUUCAAGUGCAUAGUAUUAAUAAAGAGAAUGGAAGUUUGAAAAAGAAGAAGAAGAAGAAGAAUCCAGAUGAUAUUCUUGAUGAAGAUGAUGAAGAGGAGGAAGAAGAAGAUGAUGAUUUGAUGGAUACUGAUGGGUCUGAACAAAUUAAGAAUUUAUUCAAUGAUAAUGAUGAUCCAGAAGAAAACUUUUUAAGAUCAUUAACUAUGGGAAAAAUCAUUAGUGAUUCCUUAAAUGAUGAAGCUAUUGGAGGUGAUGAUGAUGAAAAUGAUGAAAUCAUGGAUCGAUUAACGAAAUAUUCGAUUCUUUUUGAUAAAUCACUUUUAAAAUUAUUUGCUGAAUCAUGUAAAGAUUCAAAAUUGAAUAAAGCAUUAAGUAUUGCCAAAUUAAUUAAAACUGAUAAAGCCUUAUUAGCCGCAUCCAAGAUUGCUGAAAGAAUGGAAUUUAUUAAUUUAUCGACAAAGAUUGGGAAAUUAAGAGAAGAUUUACUUGAUAUUGAUGAUGAUGAAGAUGAAGAUGAUAUAUAA